UCCGGACGCCAUAUUGACCAAAGCAAAAUGGCAGAACAAGAGAAUAGUUGACAAAGUCUGCUGGUUUUCAUUGACAGAUGAUUUCUCACGGCCCGAUAAACCUGCCACAACAGCGCAUCAACGAAAAAAUCUGCUCCUGUGUUCAUGGUGGUUGCCACUCUUCUGAUUUACUAUGAUCAAGUACCUGCUGAUGGUCAACAAACAGGGGCAGACUCGCCUGUCUAAGUAUUAUGAGUCUGUGAACAUUCAGAAGAGGGCAGCUCUUGAAGCUGACGUGGUUAGGGGAUGUCUCUCUCGGAGGAAGGAAGAGUGUUCGUUUGUAGAGUAUAAGGACUACAAACUGGUGUAUCGACAAUAUGCAGCUCUGUUUAUUGUUGUUGGCAUAACUGAUAAUGAGAAUGAACUCUCAAUUUAUGAGCUUGUGCACAACUUUGUCGAAGUGUUAGACAAGUAUUUCAGUCGUGUGAGUGAACUGGAUAUCAUGUUCAAUUUGGAUAAAGUGCACAUUAUUUUAGAUGAAAUGAUCCUAAAUGGACACAUUGUGGAGACCAACAAGAACCGAAUUCUGGCACCAUUACUGGCCCUGGACAAGAUGACUGAAAGCUAACAACAUGCAAUGAUAUUUCAUUAAUAAAACUAAAAUGGUACCUGUUAAUCUUAAGCGGCUUCUUCCAUUCAUCCAAAAACAAAUUUGAUUGCAUAAAUGGAGACAAAGUUCCUCUAAAGAAUUUUCUAAUGCAUGAAAAUGCCAUGGUGUAAAAAGGCAACU
Molecule: messenger RNA, 769 nt
Organism: Xyrauchen texanus (razorback sucker)
Lineage: Eukaryota; Metazoa; Chordata; Actinopteri; Cypriniformes; Catostomidae
Product: AP-4 complex subunit sigma-1-like
Exons: 6
Coding region: 173-607 (144 amino acids)
Biological process (GO): protein transport; vesicle-mediated transport
Cellular component (GO): intracellular membrane-bounded organelle
Source: RefSeq, a predicted model, not a curated record